Molecule: messenger RNA, 1673 nt
Organism: Trichechus manatus latirostris (Florida manatee)
Lineage: Eukaryota; Metazoa; Chordata; Mammalia; Sirenia; Trichechidae
Gene: CREB3
Product: cAMP responsive element binding protein 3
Exons: 10
Coding region: 140-1273 (377 amino acids)
Biological process (GO): regulation of transcription by RNA polymerase II
Cellular component (GO): nucleus
Molecular function (GO): RNA polymerase II cis-regulatory region sequence-specific DNA binding; DNA-binding transcription factor activity, RNA polymerase II-specific
Source: RefSeq, a predicted model, not a curated record
CCCCAGAAUUCCCGCCCUCAGGGUGUGCGGAGGCUGAACAGACGUCCCUGCUAUUUGCAUAGCUCCUGGGACGUGGCGCAGCACUCAGGCCACUUCCGAGUUGAGGGAACUUCAUGUCCCAGAAUGCCAUGGCGGCGAGAUGUGCCAUAUGGAGCUGGCACUAGGCCCCACUGACCAGGACCUGCUGGAUUUUCUCCUAGAAGAAAGCGAAGAUUUGAGGGUGGCGCCCGAGGAGGCCGUGGAGGCUCCGCUGGACUGGGAGCGGCCACUCUCCGAGGUACUGAGUGAUUGGGAAGCGGAUGAGUUCCUGAGUUCCCUGCUAAGUCCCCCAGCAUCAUUAAAGGCUCUUAGCUCCUCCAUACCUUGCCCUGUCCAUCAUGAUCACAACUACUCCCUCCCACAAGAACAUGUCUCCAUAGAUUUAGACAGUGGGAUCUGUGAGAAGGAGGAAGCCCAGAUGACUCCACUGCAGGUGAAGGAGCCUGCAGAGCAGCCCCAGGAGAUUGAGAACCUUAUACUGACAGAGGAGGAGAAGAGGCUAUUGGAGAAGGAGGGGCUUACUCUGCCUGGGACACUGCCUCUCACUAAGAAGGAGGAACAAGCUCUGAAACGAGUGCGGAGGAAGAUUCGAAACAAAAAGUCUGCUCAAGAGAGUCGUAGGAAGAAGAAGGUGUACGUGGGAGGUUUAGAGAGCAGGAUCUUGAAAUACACAACCCAGAAUCUGGAAUUACAGAACAGAGUGCAGCUCCUGGAGGAAGAGAAUAUGUCCCUUCUGGAUCAGUUGAGCAAACUCCAGGCCAUGGUGAUUCAGAUAUCAAACCAAACCAGCAGUAGCAGCACCUGUGUUCUGGUCCUACUCUUCUCCUUCUGCCUCCUCCUUGUACCUGCAAUGUACUCCUCUGACAUAAGGAGGAGCCUGCCAACUGAGCACAGAGUGUUGUCCCGCCAGCUUCGAUCCCUCCCCAGUGAGGACCCUCACCAACUGGAGCUGCCUGCCCUGCUGUCAGAGGUACCAAAGGACAGCACAAACCAGUUGCUGAACAACUCGGACCAUUUCCUCCAGGUCCCUGGCAACUCUUGCUGCUUCUUGAACCAUGUGGCUCAGGAUCCUGGCGCAGAGCCUCCCCUGAAGCUGACUCUCUCUGACCCCUUCUCGAUGCACUCCUGCCUAAGUCCCAUCCUCCCACAGCAGACAAAUCUCACAAGAAAGGGGGGAUGGCUCCCUACCCACAGCCCCUCACCUGUCAUCUUGCAGGUCAGAUACUCAGGCUAGAUGAGGAUGUGGAGGGCCUCAGCAAGAGCCUGGGGCCCCCAGUCUGUGUCCAAAUACAAAGGAAUGGAAGAGGGCUACCUUCGGCUCCUGUGCCCUGCCAGGGAAGCCUGAGGCUCAAACACACCAGACUUUCUGGCUUUCUGGGUCUUUUAUUUGUACCUGUAUGUCUCUAUCAUUCCAUGAGUGGACCUGGUGAAUCAACUGAACCUCAUUGAACAUCUCAUGCAGUGAAGGGAGGGGGUAAGGAAAGAAAUAAAUAAGUGAUUCUGAUGUCUGGGUCACCCCUAACCCUCCUUACUGGCACAGUUGGGUGGUAGGGAGGGAGGUAUGAUUGUCCUGGUGGCUCAGGGCUGCAGGAAAUUGCGGGAAAGGAAGGGAAGGCCAGGCUGGAGGCUGGGCU